AUGAAAUUUAACGUGCUGAGUCUUCUUUUCCUGCUGCUGACCCUGAGCGGCAGCUGGGCAGCGCCUGUGGAGCCGCUGAGUCUGCUGGAUGUGGACUUGGAUGUGGAGCAGCAGCCGUUGCCGGAGGCGGAGAGCGUGCGUGUGGCACGCGGCCUGGGACUGGGCGGCUUUGGCGGCGGCCUGGGCGGCAAGUUUGGCGGCUUCGGUGGCUUGGGACUGGGCCAUGGCUUUGGCGGACACGGCUUUGGUGGCGGUUUUGGCGGACAUGGCUUUGGAGGCGGCCUGGGCGGCUUCAAGGGACUCUUCAACAAAAAUUUCUAA
Molecule: messenger RNA, 321 nt
Organism: Drosophila novamexicana
Lineage: Eukaryota; Metazoa; Arthropoda; Insecta; Diptera; Drosophilidae
Product: glycine-rich RNA-binding protein blt801
Exons: 1
Coding region: 1-321 (106 amino acids)
Source: RefSeq, a predicted model, not a curated record